UAGAAAUUUCGGACAAGUUUAAGUGACUCCGGGUGCAACUGACUUUAAAUAUCUGUCAUCGUCAGGAACGCUAAGUCAAUCACAGAAUCUGUUUCCGUUCCCAGUAAGAAGUAUUUGCCGCCCUAGCCCGAAGGUUAAAAUAGUAGCAAUUCAGGUCCAAACCCAUUAAAUCAACACCAAAGGCAUAGUAAAACCCCAACGGCCUAAAUUCAAAGCACAAGUCACCUGAAUCUUCUUCUGCAGAAGCCAUGAAGCUGCUGUCUCUGAACUAUGAUCACAAAGCACUACCUCUUAAAUCCAUUCACUCUCCCAAAACCACUUACCCAAGAACCAUUCAAUCUUGCUCUCUCAGGCAGGACCUCAAAGGCCGGACUGUUGCUGUAGUUGGCUUGGGAACAUCUGGAAAAGCUGCAGCUAGGCUUGCUCUUACUCGGGGUGCUUCAGUUAUAGGUAUAGACCAAAAUGAGAAUUUGAGUUUGUUGGAGCAAGAUCCUUCUUUUGUGACACUGACACAAACUGGGUUAAGGACAAUCCUUGGCCACUUUGAUUGGAAGCUGCUUAAUGAUGCAGAUGUGGUGGUUGUUUCUCCUGGAGUUCCCCUAGAAAACUAUGGUCUUUCGUGUUUGUUGCAGUCAGGAAAACAGGUCAUGUCUGAGUUGGACUUUGCAGCAGAAGUUCUCCCAAAAAGUGUCAGAAUUUUGGCAGUGACAGGAACAAAUGGGAAAUCCACUGUUGUAACUUAUGCUGGACAGAUGCUUAGUCAUUUUGCUAUUGAAACAUUUGUGGGGGGAAACCUUGGAAAUCCACUCUCUGAGGUUGCCUUUCAGUGUUUCAAAUUGCCAUCAGAAGAAUGCAAGCUUAAGGUUGCAGUAGUGGAGGUCAGCAGCUAUCAAAUGGAAAUUCCCUGUGUGUACUUCUGCCCUACUGUUUCUGUGGUAUUAAAUCUUACCCCUGAUCACUUAGAAAGACACAAGACAAUGCUGAGUUAUGCAGCAACUAAGUGUCGUUUAUUUUCUCACAUGACGAACACCAAGUUGGGACUUCUUUCAUUUGGGAAUCAGCACUUGGAUAAAGCAAUUAGGAAAUAUUGGAACAAAUUUAAUCUCGCUUGGAUAGGAGCUUUUCCGGGAGUGGAAAUUGAUAUGGAGGCAAAAAUUGCCAGCUUUGAAGUUCCUGAUAUAGGAGUUGCAUCACAACUGCAACUUGGUGGCAUGAGAGCUAAAGGGAAGCACAACUAUUGUAAUGCUGCAGUGGCUGCAUUGUCUGUGGCUGGACUGGAUGUUGGAGUGGAUGUUGAAGCCAUCAAUGCAACAAUUGAAAAACUGAGGGCACCACCUCAUCGAAUGCAAAUUGUAUGCAAGGAUAUCCAUGGGCUUACAUGGGUGGAUGACAGCAAGGCAACAAACGUUGAAGCUGCAUAUGCAGGACUUACGGGUCUGAAGGGACAAAAGGCAGUGAUUCUACUUGGUGGCCUUGCUAAGGUCUUACAUGGACCAGCAUCAAAUGGUUUUGAACAAUUGAUAGAGCCACUGAAGGGCCAUAGAUGUGUAAUAACUUUUGGGUCUUCAGGAUCCCUGAUUCAUGACACGUUGUCCAAUAAUGGUCUUAGCAUUCCUUGUAUUCAAGCCUCAAAUCUGAAGGACGCAGUCAAACAUGCUAGGAAGAUGGCAAAGCAUGGUGAUGCCAUUGUUCUAAGUCCUGGUUGUGCUAGCUUUGACGAAUUCAAAAAUUUUGAGCACCGAGGGUUGGUUUUCCAGGAGCUGGCCUUAUCCUCAUAAUACAUUUUCAAUGGUUAUGAACUGUGCAUUAAAAAAUCAACUCUUGCAGUUGAUGAUAACAGGUAGAGAAUCAAAGAAGAGCCCUUAAGCAUUCAUUAUGGACGCAAUUUCGAGCAUGCAGAGAGAGCUAUCAUGUGUCUUUAAGGGUUGCUUUUAAUCGUUUCAUUUACUGGUGGAAAUGCGGCAAGGUCUAGAUUGGCAGGUUAACGUUUCUUUCAUCAGCAGACUGCUAGCAACUCUAUACAUGGAGAGUUGAAGAAAGCUCAGAUUCCUGUUAGGGAUGUGACUGAAUAGCGGUAUAGCAAGGCAAGAAUACCUUAAUUAUGUGUGUAAUUGAAGCAGCUGUAAAUCAUUUCACAAACCUGGAGCUUCCUCUUCUGUGUGUAAUCAAAAGCUCUGUCUGCAUGGUUUUGUUACUCUUUUGAUAUAAAAAAAAAAAAGAAAAGAAAAGAAAAUUGUAGAUAUUCCUUCCUAGUUACUUUCUACUACGCAAUGACUUUGUUUAUUACACCUCCCUGAGUUUUACCAUGAAGAAUUCAACUUAUUUGAAGCAA
Theobroma cacao (cacao) is the source of this 2332-nucleotide messenger RNA. RefSeq lists its product as uncharacterized. NCBI's taxonomy places the organism in Eukaryota, Viridiplantae, Streptophyta, Magnoliopsida, Malvales, Malvaceae. Gene Ontology annotation, cellular component: cytoplasm. The record is from RefSeq and is a predicted model, not a curated record. Gene Ontology annotation, molecular function: UDP-N-acetylmuramoylalanine-D-glutamate ligase activity; ATP binding. Gene Ontology annotation, biological process: regulation of cell shape; cell division; biosynthetic process.